AUGAUUUCAACAAUCGGCACAACAGCAAUACAAACAACUACAGCACCAAACUCGCUAGUCAUGAAUCCAACAUCUAUGUUGGUAGAGAUGAAAAACUUCAUUCCUUCUUCAUAUACUUUCGAAACAAAAAUCCAGAAGAUAAAGCAGGAAUUGUUAACAUGUAAUUUAGACUGUACCGCACAGGAUGAAACAAAUGAACAGUAUCUUUAUGAAAUGCAGGACAUUAUUGACCAUUUACCCAAAUUGCCUGAAAUUCAGCAACAAAAACUCACUAUUCCCGAAUUUGACGAAAUUGAAGUGAAACCAACUGACUCAGUAGAAAUAAAGAAGUUCAUACGAAAGGUAAAUUAUGAAUUCCUUGGUUUUCAUUGCAACCAUAAGGUUAUGGACAAAGAUUGCGACAUGUUAUAUAAGAACAUCUCUGACCUUUACAAAUCUGAAGAAUUUAAGACCUACGACAACUUUGUUUCAUUAGUUGCAAAAUGUGUAUGGGAAAUAAGAGAUAAAGAUAGUAGGGGUAAGGUAUGGAAUGAACAGAUAAGACCCGCUAUGUUUGAGAUGAAGAGAGCAAUUGACGCCUUG
Trichomonas vaginalis G3 is the source of this 582-nucleotide messenger RNA. Its product is annotated as organellar and viral DNA polymerase type B. The transcript has a single exon. NCBI's taxonomy places the organism in Eukaryota, Parabasalia, Trichomonadida, Trichomonadidae. The record is from RefSeq and is a predicted model, not a curated record. The annotation marks the transcript as partial.